This is a messenger RNA of Cooperia oncophora, 675 nucleotides long. The record is from the annotation of a GenBank genome assembly. NCBI's taxonomy places the organism in Eukaryota, Metazoa, Nematoda, Chromadorea, Rhabditida, Trichostrongylidae.
AUGUGGCUCCAACCUGGAAAAGUUCACACGGUCCCUGUCAUCAGCUUGGAUCUUAUUGUAUUACCUGGUCAAAUGGUCCCUAUGCAAAUUCACAACACAGUGUCUCGCUCUAUCGUCCAGAGAGCUAUCGAUGGCAAGAGCUACCUCGGGUUACUACCUAUUGUUCAGGGUGAAACGGGCAAUAGCAAAGAGCGCUACGGGAUUUUGUUGCAGGUAAACAAAUAUUUGAGUGACGGGCUUGCCAUGAAAGUGCAAGCUAUUGGGCGGCAACGAUUUCGUGUUAUAUCGAUGGAUAAUGAGACUUCGAGCACCUCGAUGGCAAAGGUGGAAGUCCUUUGUGACCAAACCCGAACACCGUUGCUACAAGCCAUAUGUCCUUCAAAAACGUGGAAGCUGCCAAAGAAAAGAAAACUCGCUAUUUUGUCAGAGAUGUCCAACAUUCCGUCAUUCGUCGCAGAGAAAACGAAUUUGGACAAUCAAUGUGAGGAACUCGGCUCGUGGAUGAAAAUGUGGUUUUCCAGUGAUAAAAUUCAAGGCGCGUUAGAUCUGGGCACUAUCAGCUUCAGCUACUGGGCAGCGCGAAAUAUUCCGAUGACUCUCACUGCUAAAUAUGAACAUUUGGUAGAAGAUGAAACGAAUCUACGAGUUGCCUCGUUACUGAAUUUGGUUGAUCAG